Artibeus jamaicensis (Jamaican fruit-eating bat) is the source of this 3345-nucleotide messenger RNA. It is a transcript of the gene TAF8, whose product is annotated as TATA-box binding protein associated factor 8. Gene Ontology annotation, molecular function: protein heterodimerization activity. The coding region runs from base 434 to 1366 and encodes 310 amino acids. The record is from RefSeq and is a predicted model, not a curated record. Gene Ontology annotation, biological process: transcription initiation at RNA polymerase II promoter. NCBI's taxonomy places the organism in Eukaryota, Metazoa, Chordata, Mammalia, Chiroptera, Phyllostomidae. Gene Ontology annotation, cellular component: transcription factor TFIID complex. The transcript is spliced from 9 exons.
GGUGCAAGCGGGUCAUUGGUGGGCUGUGGAGUCACAACACAACGUAAGAUUUCCAUAAUUUCCAGCUCGGGAGAAUUAUCUGGAGAAGUAACACUCUACUUUCUCUGGCCUCUCCGACAGGCUGUGAGUCACUGGCACUGGGCGGGACUCAGCCAGGUGUUGCUGACACUCAAUUUUGGGGCGUUCCAGGGGGUGGGCUCUUUGUGAAAAACGAUUUCAGGUUGAAAGGUGUGAAACCGAGGACACAGUUCCGAAACUCACUGGAGCACCGUCAACCGGUCCGCUUACUGGAGGUCACGUGAACCAAGUCAUCAAAAGCAGCUCCUACUCUGGGGAGCUUAAGAAAACCCAGAGUCGCGCGUACCACCCCUCUCCGCCCGGUGACUACAAAUCCCACCCUGCCCUGCGCUCGCGCACGUUACGCCAUAGCAAGAUGGCCGACACGAUGGCUUCUGCCGGGGCUGGCGGCUCCGGAACGAGAUCAGGAGGUAAACAGUCCACUAACCCUGCUGAUAACUACUAUCUGUCCCGGAGGCGAACCUUGCAGGUGGUUGUGAGCUCCUUGCUGACAGAAGCAGGGUUUGAGAGCGCUGAGAAAGCAUCUGUGGAAACACUGACAGAGAUGCUGCAGAGCUACAUUUCAGAAAUUGGGAGGAGUGCCAAGUCUUACUGUGAGCAUACAGCUAGGACCCAGCCCACGCUCUCAGAUAUCGUGGUCACACUUGUUGAGAUGGGUUUUAAUGUGGACACUCUCCCUGCCUAUGCAAAACGGUCUCAGAGGAUGGUCAUCACUGCUCCUCCGGUGACCAAUCAGCCAGUGGCCCCCAAGGCUCUCACUGCAGGGCAGAACCGACCCCACCCGCCGCACAUCCCCAGCCACUUCCCUGAGUUCCCCGACCCCCACACCUACAUCAAAACUCCGACAUACCGCGAGCCUGUGUCCGACUACCAGGUCCUGCGGGAGAAGGCUGCAUCCCAGAGACGUGACGUGGAGCGGGCACUCACCCGUUUUAUGGCCAAGACAGGCGAGACCCAGAGUCUUUUCAAAGAUGACGUCAGCACGUUUCCAUUGAUUGCUGCCCGACCUUUCUCCAUCCCCUACCUGACCGCUCUUCUUCCAUCUGAACUGGAGAUGCAACAAAUGGAGGAGACCGACUCCUCAGAGCAGGAUGAGCAGACCGACACAGAGAACCUCCCUCUUCACAUCAGCACGGAUGAUUCUGGAGCCGAGAAGGAGAAUACCUCUGUCCUGCAGCAGAACCCCUCCUUGUCGGGGAGCCGGAACGGGGAAGAGAACAUCAUCGAUAACCCCUACCUGCGCCCUGUGAAGAAACCCAAGAUCCGCAGGAAGAAGUCUCUCUCGUGAGCUGAGAAGGAAGCCUGCCCUGUGCAGAGAUGUGGACACCACCCUCCUGAGGGAGUUGAAGUCACUCAAGGGAAGCAGAGAGGGUGGCCUUCCCCUGGUCGGCCGAGGCUGCUGCGGUGUGACCGGACAAGAUUUUAAUAGCAAACUCUGUGUUAAGAUUUCCUAUUUUCACUGGGUGUUUGGGUUGAGGAAGGUAUGAUGGUAAUAGUAGGAGGCCUUUUUAACCAACCAGGCUGUACUGUAGGGCACAGGAGCAGCCGAUAACUUCAUCUGUUGUCACGAGACCUGAUUCCUUUGAAACCAGGCAGGGCGGCGGGAAAGGAGGGUCCGGCGCCUUCUCGACUUGUUGCCAGAGAGACUGUUUGCCUGUUUCUGUUUCAGGCUAUUAGGACGCCUGUUACUGACCACAGACGAUUUGUAGCACCAGCAUAUCAUCCUAAAACCUCCUAUGUCUUUCCUCACCUGGGCUUCACGUGCCCUGUUGAGCUGACCAGAGGUGACUUUGCCUUCCCUCACCUUGGGACAGGAGGCCCACAUGUCACUCCUUGAGGUGGGGCCGGCAGGAACUGGGAGGUGGGAGCAGAAACCUAACGUGGAGGGGAGCGGUGCAUAGCCGUGCACCGAGUCUCAUCAGCCUUUGAUGGGGGCUCCCUGAAACAAGGCAACUCUGCUGGAACACUUAUCAUUUAUUGUCCCUCUUGGAAUGUGUGCUUGGGAACGACCAAGGCCUGCCCCAUCCUGGGAAGAGUUUUCUCUGACAAGAGCCUCUGUCAGUGAUAUGUCGUGCUGUGACUUGAGAGAGGAAUCACCAAUUGUAAACAGCAGGGAAGGGAUUUGAUGGGGCGCGGAGAGUGGGCCUGAGUUCUUGAGGGCUGGGCUGGCCCUGCGCCCUGAGAGCAGAGAAGCCUGGCUGGUGUGCUGGGGGGCGGCGCGGGCAGAAAGCCGCGCUCCCACCUUACGCAGAAGCGCGCUGAUGGGAGCCAGCAGCCAGGCCGGGUGUUCCUCCAGAAGCAGGUCUGAAUCUGUUCAAUCUCUUUGCUUCCCGGGGAGAGAUUUCAUCCUACGUGUACUCUGCAGAUCAGAAAACAAGUGCUUAAGGAAGAUGCUGGGCGAGCCGGUCCCUCCUGGCUGGUCUCCGAAGGAAGAGACGUGCCCGUGGCGCCUGGAGGUUGCCGCGGGACAGACGAGGCGCGCCCCGGGCUAGCGCCGCCCUCAUGUCCGCACCAGGCUUUCCUGCGCUUGGCCCCACGUCAUCUCUCCAUCUCCCAUGCUCUUGGUGAACUUGAAAACUCAAAAAACUUGGUGGCUCGACGGCAGGCGCCACGUCCCUCUGGCCUCACUGUUCUGCAGGGCACUCCACCUCGUCACUGAGAAGGAAGGGCUGCUUGUCAGUCACUGAAGAGGGGGUCCCAGCUCUGGACCAAAUGCGAGUUUUUCAGGUUUGUGGUGACCUGUGUGAAACUCUUCCCGCUGAGAGCGGUCAGGUGGGCCCGUCCGACCCUGGGAGUCUGUGGUUGGCUCUUGGCGACUCUUGGUCUGUUGAGUUUGACGCCAGCCCCAGGUCCGAGUCGCGGCAGAGGCAGGGGAAACCUUCCUGGCUUGCAGUCUGCACGGCUCCCAGAGCUGUCACCCUGUCAGUGUUCCUGAGGGCCCUCCCGCCAUUGCCAUUCAGAACCCACCCCCGGAGUGCCAUGCGCUGCGGCAGAAGGCGAGAUCUGGAGAAGUCACCAGUUCUGCGGCAGGGACUCCAUGCUGGAGGUGGCACCAGGAGGUGGUUAGACUGCUGGAAACGCUGGCCGGACCGUCGUUUUAUAAAAGCUGUGCCUACUCCUCGGCGUAUAUGGACACAUUUCUAUUUUUUAUAAUUUGGGGGCAGUUCUUGGAGGGGAAAAGUAGUAAACACAGAUUAAGAAUGUGAGUUGUAAGCUCUUAAUAAAGGUCAUGAGCAAAACUUUGUCAAUGGAACAAUUUUAUAAGCU